AUGGUAAACAGAGAUGAGCCUAUUUCCAAAAAAUACUCUGAAACAACGGGAAAACAACCGAGGCUGAAUGUGUUAAUUAUGGUCAACGACGGAGUGUCGUUAUCUAGCGCCGCUCGAUAUAUUCCAAAAACGCUUCAAUAUCUGUCCAAUGAAAUGAACGGGACCAUCUUUACCGGGUUUCAUGCACUGGGUGAGAAUUCGUUGCCUAAUAUAUUUCCGGUUCUGACAGGAUUACCCCAUUCUGAGGCCAGUAUCGAUGCUCCGUUCAUAUGGAAACACUUCUCAGAACAGGGUUACAAGACGUUUUACUUGGAAGACACAAUAACAGCCACGAUCAGUUAUAUAGGCGACGGAUUCGCUAAACCACCAACAGACUACUACACACAUCCAUUCUGGGUGGCAAUGGAAAAUUCGUCCUUGUAUUGGGACUCACAGACUUUCUGUCUUGGUGAUAUGCCUAUACAUCGCAUUGCAAUUCAAUAUUUGGCCAAUUACGUGGAAAAACACCGAUACCAGUCAUAUUUUGCUCUUUAUUUUCUUAAUGCAAUAAGUCAUCAUUCAGACACGGUUAUUCAGUUGGGAGAUGAGGAUUAUCGAGACUUUUUAAUAGACCAAAAGAGAAUAGGCCAUUUUAACAACACGAUAAUGCUAUUUAUGAGUGACCAUGGUUCAAGGUUUGGGAGGAUACGCUCCACCCCUAUUGGUCACCUGGAAGCCAGAAACCCUAUGCUAAUAAUGGUUCUGCCACCAUGGCUCAGGAAGCAGUAUCCGCACAUAGCAGCAGCUGUGAACUCGAAUGCAGAUCGACUGGUUACUCCAUACGAUAUCCACGCCACGCUGCUGGAUAUCCUUCACUCGCGUUUACCAACUGUCACAGAGAGUACCGAUGGCAAAAAACAUGAAGGCGGAUCAGGGAAAGGAUUAAGUUUGUUCCGAAAUCUCCCCAUCAGAAGGACGUGUGCCUCAGCAGGUAUACCAGAAGACACCUGCACUUUAUGUACACCACUGGAACCAACUUUUCUAGAUGUCAAUUCUCAGAAAGCACACUUAAUUGCCAGCGCCGUAUUGGCCAGAAUAAAUGACAUCAUCAAUGCGACAUCUGAGUGCAACUUUCUACACAUUUCAAAGAUUAUCUAUAUCGCCAUAAUAUCUGGUAACAGACCCUGUUUUACUUAUAGUGUAAUUAUUAAGACAGUGCCAGGGAGGGGAAUAUUUGAAGCUUCUGUUCGUGAAACGACGGCAACGGCUUCUGUCUCCACAGAGAGCCAAUACUCUGUAAUCACCCCAGUCAUACGACUCAGUCUCUACGACAGCAACUGUUGCUGCACCGAUGACAAUAGUAUGAAUAAGUACUGUCACUGUAAAAUGACAACAAAACCAAUGCGCAGAAAAGACAUCCCUAACGGACAUUAAAAAAAACGAAUGCAAUGAAACUGACAGUUCACGUGGCACUGCAUUUACCACCAGAUACAUUUAGCCAUUUACGGUCUUGUUUCAAAAGCUACUAAAGCCAUCUUCUUAUAGUAAGAUUAUGGUCUAUACUUAGUAAUUCUAAUGAAUUGUUUUUAAAAUUUUACUAGUGCGUAUAUAUUGACAUUAUAAGUUGUAGUGUUUCUGAUUCAUUAACCAAUCAAAAUGACAGUUGAGAGC
Molecule: messenger RNA, 1650 nt
Organism: Lingula anatina
Lineage: Eukaryota; Metazoa; Brachiopoda; Lingulata; Lingulida; Lingulidae
Source: RefSeq, a predicted model, not a curated record